AUGUUUGAUGCUGGAGCGGUGAGAUACUGUGCAGCUCCUCCAGAACAAGUGAAGCCCGUGAAGCAAACAGCUCUGUCAACUGCAAGAAGCAUGGAUUUCGUGUAUGUACGGUUAAUUCCUCAUGCCACGUUGGAGGACUGGAACAAUGUAAACAUAGCAAUAGCGGGUAACAUCCACGAGGCUGUCCCGCAGCGAGGAUACGAGGUCAUUGGGUCGAGACAGCAAAUCACAGUGCACGUCAUCAGGACGGCCGUGGAAUUAUUCAUGUCAAUCAUCCACCAAGGGGGAAGCUGUCAAAAAACGGCGUUGCUCGAGAUAUGCAAGUCCAUUUCCACCACCGAGGGUCUCCGAGAUCUUACUUUUGCGUUUUUGGAAGGAGCCUGGAACUACAAGAUUGAUGAGACAUUCGAGUUUUGUAAGGGGUUGCCAAUGUGUGAUCACUUGGCUUUGAAUGCGCGGUUUCGAGAUUAG
Aspergillus versicolor CBS 583.65 is the source of this 471-nucleotide messenger RNA. RefSeq lists its product as uncharacterized. Bases 1 to 471 code for a protein of 156 amino acids. NCBI's taxonomy places the organism in Eukaryota, Fungi, Ascomycota, Eurotiomycetes, Eurotiales, Aspergillaceae. The transcript has a single exon. The record is from RefSeq and is a predicted model, not a curated record.